This is a messenger RNA of Planococcus citri (citrus mealybug), 1384 nucleotides long. RefSeq lists its product as uncharacterized. The transcript is spliced from 7 exons. The record is from RefSeq and is a predicted model, not a curated record. The coding region runs from base 223 to 1272 and encodes 349 amino acids. Lineage: Eukaryota; Metazoa; Arthropoda; Insecta; Hemiptera; Pseudococcidae.
AUUGCAUGGAUCAACGCUAGCGACUACAACUUAUUUUAGUCGCAGUUUGAUAUUGUAAGUAUCAUGAACGCGAAAAAUUCCAAGUGAUAAUGUACCACAGUAGGUACGGUUUGUUUAACGACUGCAUCGAUAAUUUUUAUAAUAAUGGUGUGUGAUUUUUUUACGAGAUGUGAUUUUUACUUUGAAAUCGUGGUGUUUUAAACUACCAACCUAUGCAUCGAAAUGCUUGACUUUCAAGCUGUGAAAAUGCUGCAUGCAAAGAUGCGUAGGAAAACGAAAGUCUAUGUUUUUAUAUUGGUGCUUAUGACAGUGAUCACUGAAAUUAAACCUGAAAAUGAUACUUCAAGUACAACCACUCCUAAGCUUACUGAAACGACUACAGUGGCUCCUACUACAACAACACCGACUCCUACUACUACCACAAAGGCCAAUAUUCCAACACCUCAAAUUUUAAUUGGUAGUAGAACAACAUACCAUAAUAUUCGUUCAAAUGGUUCAUUGUCACUGAACUGCACAGUCAAUCAAACCGGUUCAGCUUAUCCUGUGAACUACACGUGGUACCAAAAUGAUCAACCGUUGCAAAAUGGAUCGGCAAUAUUUCUGGUGAAUGCAUCACAGUGUGAAGCAGGAUAUUUUAAAUAUUCAUGCCAGGCUUGCAAUUCUGGUGGAUGUGCUAAACAUAUUUUCCACGUUACCAUUCUAACUCCUGAAAAAAUAGAAAAAUGUGUUGGUCAGACAGCCAACCUUGUGUGUGAGUUACAUGACACAGUUCGAACGAUUGACUGGUAUGGUCCAUACGAAGCACUUUCAGAUCCAAAUUAUGAUCCCGACGCUGAUCCUAAUUCUAUGGUUGAGAUGAACGGACAAAUAUAUCGAAAGGAAAAUUUAAAGCUAAACGAUUCAGGAUGGUACUUAUGCGAUAAAUGCCAGAAAGGAAAUAAAUGGAUGCAUAUCUACUUGAAUGUCACAAAUGGUUCAAAAUGUCAAAAUCUAAAUUCAACAACGUUUACUACGAGCCCUACCCCUCCAAAGGGCUCAAAUAGUAUUGUAUACAUCAUAGAUACAAGUAUUAUGCUUACCGGUAUAAUAAUAGGAGUGGUGAUUGGUGCAGGCUGCGUGAAAUACAUAAUGAAAAAGGAUGUGGGAGUCGUGGAUGAGACUGAGUUGAAAACAAUAUGUGCUCCUGAGAAAACACGCAUUAAAAACGUACGUAUAUAUCCGGAAAAAUGUGCACAGCCAAUCUUCAGAUCAGAUACCGGUGGGUUUUAUUAGCGUGUCCUACACCUUUUUGUUUCCGUAAUACUAGAAAAGUGAUCAAACGUAGAAAAUGUGAUGCUGUAUUUAUCAUAUUCAAACAAACUCAAUUAAAUAUAUUUACGUGGGU